GUGCAGUAAAUGCCCGGGUUUCUACGGCGCUGGUUUUUGUGGUAUGGUCCGGUUGGGACCGAGAACCUGCGGGGUUAAAAUAGGGGGGAAAUAAAUUUAUUAUUGAUUAUACCAACUAGAUUUCUGAAUGAGUCCACGGAGUCGUGAUUUUUCACCGUGGCUUUUGUACCGACAUGCGGUUGUAUAUUGACGCCGUUUUCGGGGUCGGCCUCCGGAGCAACGCGCCUUUUCCAUCGUACCCCCGCUGCGAGUCUUGUGUGACCGCUCUGCACACACGGAGACAUGCUGCUUUAUUUUGGCUUGCAUUUUCCGUGAGCAAAGAGAAACUGCUGUCCGGAGAUCAGAAAUCUGUGUCUCAGAUGGCAUGUGGGGUUGAAUUCAGAGCAUCGGAGCUGAGAUACGGCUGCUGCAGUGGCUCACUGUUGCCGCUAAACAGCCUCCACUAAACAUCCAGUCCAGUAUAUUGCAAAGCUGUGACAGUAGAGGCAUCCAUUCAUAAGUUUCUCCACAUAUUUCCAACAAAUAUCUUUGUUUAAACUCUCAUUGUUGCUCUCAGUAUGAUGCAUCAAACCAUCUGCGAAGUUCCAGUCUCAAAAUCCUGUUAAAAUCCAAAUCCAGCCCUUUGAAUUUCCCUUUUUGUGUGAGCUGUCAUCGCUAUGUUAUCAUUAAAAUAACACAAAUCCUCUUAUCUGUGUGCAUUGCAGGCUCCCUGGUUUUCUCAGGAGAGAAGUGAUCAGUGACGUGGUGGGCAACAGGCCUGCACUGUGCUUCCAUGGAAACUAAGCAGGAACCCUCUGCUGUGUGGAGUCAAACUGUUAACAAUGAUUCAAGCAACACCACACAGGUGCAUUUUGAAGGCGGCACUGUGGCCCAGAUAGUGUACAGUGGAGAUCAGGCGGACAGGGCACAGCAGCAGGUGGUUUAUACAGCAGAUGGGAACUCCUAUACCUCGGUGGAGUCUGCAGAACACACACUGGUCUACAUACACCCUGCAGAUGGCACUCAGACUGUGUUUGCUGAUCAGCCACAAGUGGCGUACAUUCAGCAGGAUGGUACAACUCAGCAGGUCACAGUUCUGCUGCCCAGUGGGCAAAACAUGAACGCUGCCAACCUGCAUGUUCUCAGUAAUGUGGCAGACGCUCCGCAGGCGAUCCUGGAGCCAGUUCCCCAGGGGCAGCUGUCUGUGUCCAACUCGCUCACAUCCAUGGCCGACAUUGCCGACCCUCCCACCAGUCCCCUCGGGGCCACGGACUCCACUGACGAUUCAGAUGAAGAUGAGGAUGAGGACUCCGAGAUGGAUGACUGGGAGCCACGUCAGCCUCAAUCAUUCAACCCUCACAGCCUCUGGUGCGAGGAGUGUAAUGCGGCAAACCCCUCAAUCUGCCUGAAGCACGGCCUCCUGCACCCCAUCCCCAACCGGCCGGUGUUGUCCAAAGCGAGGGCCAGUCUGCCUCUGGUCCUCUACAUCGAUCGCUUCCUGGGUGGAGUUUUCUCCAAGAGACGCAUCCCGAAGCGAACACAGUUUGGUCCUGUGGAGGGACCGCUAGUUCCACAGAGCGAACUGCAGGACCACUACAUUCAUUUGAAACUGUGCAUGCUGGAUACAGAGAAGGAUGGAGAGAAGUCCAAUGACAUGUGGUUUGACCUUUCUGACGAGGACAGCUGUAACUGGAUGAUGUUCGUGAGACCUGCUCAGAAUCACCUGGAGCAGAACCUGGUGGCCUAUCAGUACGGCUCAGAGAUAUUCUACACAACCAUCAAGAACAUCCAGCCCAAACAAGAGCUGAAGGUUUGGUACGCAGCAUCAUAUGCAGAGUUUGUAAACCAAAAGAUCCAUGAUGUUACAGAUGAAGAGAGAAAAGUGCUCCGGGAACAAGAGAAGAACUGGCCUUGUUAUGAGUGUAACCGGCGCUUUGUGAGCUCCGAACAACUGCAGCAACAUCUCAACAUGCACGACGACAAGUUAAACUCUGUUUCCAGAUCCAGAGGUCGGGGGCGGGGAAGAGGCAGGAAGAGAUUCGGUACAGGAAGGAGACCUGGACGACCUCCUAAAUUCAUACGUUUGGAUCCACCAGUAGACUCCAGUGGAGACAAAACAACAGAAAUGCUGGAGUUGACAGAGAAGCCGCUGGAGGAGCGAGUGGAGGCAGCUCAGAACGGGCUGAAGGUGGUGGAGAUGGAGGCGGAGGGGGAGGCUAGUACCGAGCCAGAGGUUCAGCUCAUACCUCCCGCUGGGGAGCCGGUCCCAGAGUCGGUCACGUCGCCCUCCAACACGGACCUGCCUGCUCCACUGAAGGAGGACCCGGCACAGAGCAGCCAAUCAGACGCCCACCUCACGUCGCAGGACAUGCGCCGUGCCAAAAGAAUACGGAAUGCCGCGCUGCAGCAUCUUUUCAUCAGGAAGAGCUUCCGUCCUUUUAAAUGCCCCCACUGUGGAAAGGCCUUCCGGGACAAAGACAAGCUGGAUCAGCACCUGCGUGUCCACGGCCGGGACGCCUACGCUUUCUCCUGCCACAUUUGCAGCAAGAGCUUCAUGAGUGACUCAGCCAUGGAGGACCAUUUGCUUGUCCACACAGAGAACCGCUCCUACUCCUGUCUCUUAUGCCCAGAAACCUUUGAAAGGCUGGACCUGCUCAAAGACCACGUGGGGGUUCAUGCUGUGGAUGGCUGCUUCACCUGUCCAUCCUGCAAGAAGACGUUCACUGACUUCAUUCAGGUAAAGAAGCAUAUCCGGGGCUUCCAUUCAGAGAAGAUCUUCCAAUGCCCAGACUGUGAAAAGGCCUUUUGCCGACCAGACAAGCUUCGUUUGCACAUGUUGCGCCACUCUGAUCGGAAGGACUUCCUGUGUUCAACAUGUGGCAAACAAUUCAAGAGAAAAGACAAGCUGCGAGAGCACAUGCAGCGGAUGCACAACCCCGACAGAGAGGCCAAGAAGGCCGACCGGAUCCACCGCUCCAAAGCCCUCAAACUGAAGGUCCCCACCACCGACUUCGAGAGCUUCAUGUUCAAAUGCAGAGUUUGCAUGAUGGGAUUCAGACGCAGAGGAAUGCUGGUGAACCAUCUGUCCAAGCGUCAUCCAGAGAUGCGUAUCGAAGACGUGCCUGAGCUUACGCUGCCAAUUAUCAAACCCAACAGGGACUACUUCUGCCAGUAUUGUGACAAGGUAUAUAAGAGCGCCAGCAAGAGGAAAGCUCACAUACUGAAAAACCAUCCCGGGGCAGAAUUACCUCCCAGCAUCCGGAAAUUGCGUCCGGCUGCUCCUGGUGAGCCCGACCCCAUGUUGAGCACACACACCCAGCUGACCGGUACCAUCGCCACUGCACCAGUCUGCUGCCCACACUGCGCCAAACAGUACAGCAGCAAGACUAAAAUGGUGCAGCACAUCAGGAAAAAGCAUCCAGAGUUUGCCCAACUGGCCAACACCAUCCAGACUCCUCUGACAACGGCUGUAAUCAGUAGUGCUCCUGCAGUCAUCAGUACAGACGGUUCAACGGCUGAGGCUGUAGUGACUACAGAUCUACUGACUCAGGCCAUGACGGAGCUCUCUCAAACACUGACCACAGACUACCGAACAGCUCAGGGAGACUACCAGAGGAUCCAGUACAUCCCUGUCUCUCAGGCAGGAGGCACCCUCUCCCAGCCGCAACACAUCCAGCUGCAGGUCGUCCAGGUAGCUCCGGCUUCCUCCCCACAUUCCCAGCACCCCAAUGUAGAUGUGAGUCAGCUGCAUGACCCUCAUGGCUACAGUCAACACUCCAUCCAGGUACAACACAUCCAAGUCUCCGAGCCCUCAGGCACUGGACAAGGAGCCACCCAGGUCACUGGUCAGCCUCUGAGCCCCACAUCGCAGCAGGCGAAUCAGGAGCUGAGUCCUGCCCAGCUGACCCCCGUCACUUUAGCUCAGAGCCACACCCUCCAGCCGAGCAGCACCCAGCAGCAGGGCACCGUGCAGCACGCAUACAUACCUGGAAACUGGAACUACCGAGGCUACUCAUCUGAGAUCCAGAUGAUGGCUCUACCUCAUGCACAGUAUGUGAUAGCUGAAGCGAGCACCCCUGUAUCUGGAGUCAACAGCAACCAGGUGAAAACGACACACUACGUGAUCUCCGAGGGUCAGAGCGAGCUGGAGACGAAGCAAACUGUUCCUCAGAGCACAACCCAGGCCCACACCGAACAUCUGGAGCAGCAGCCGGCCAAUCAGCAAGCCACCACGCAGUACAUCAUCACCACGACCACCAACGGCAGCGGCACCAGUGAAGUUCACAUCACAAAACCCUGAACUGCACAGCGAUGAUCUUUGCACACCCACAGACCGAUCCUGCAUGUCUUCCUCAACAGCUUGUACGCACACGACCGAACAAAUACACUGUCAUAUGCACAUGGAUAUAGAUUUGUGUACAUACAGAGAUAAAAAUGAACCAGCACAGUUUUAUGUGUCUGUAAAGUGUUACGAUGUUGAAUGAGCUGUUGCAUUGCGAGCUGCUAAAAACUUUGUGAGGAAAAAAUAAAAUUAGUCGACAAAAACGUGAAGUUUUAAUUAUGAACAGAAUAUAUUAUCACAUGUUUUGAAUACAUGCACUGGAAAGUAGAAUUUUUUUUAGAAAGACUUUCACUGAAGCUGCAUUACCGGAGUGAUGGGAAACUCAGAUCUUAUACAGAUUUGAAUGGCAAUUUUGCAUAUUUGUAAUGUUACGUUUGUUAAAGUAUAGUAUUUGUAAAUGACAGGAGAACAUAGAAAAUACAGUAUAAAAUGUCAAAAACAGGUCAUGUUUUUGUCCAUUGCCAGUUCUCACACUCCACCUGUUGUCCAUCUAUGAUGCCAUAUUGUUGCUGAUAUCUGAUGUGAUUUAUUAUUUUCCAUUAAUUUCCAUUUUGGAAUAUUUACAAACUGGACAUGUCUUAAUUCCCUUAAAUUCAGAUUGCACUUUAUUACUAAUUCUAUGUCUCUAUCACAACACCUGCAUUGCAUUUGCAAGAGCAAGACAGGGUUCUUAGCGUUACAAUUAACUUGAAACUUUUUGGCAAAUCUUGAUAAUAAUGAUCAGACUGAAUGGCACCAGAACAUUGUACCGAAAGAAUAAAUGAACACAGGACUGAAAAGUGUAGUUUCACUGUUAAAACACCUAAAAUGUUGUAAAACAUUCCAGUUCAACUUCGUGACUGUAACCCAAAUAAUUAAAAUUUGCUAAGCAACAUUUCCACAACCGAUCUCCAACCUUUGGAUCCCAGAAGAGUUCACAAACAUCCACUGUCCUGGAAUCAUAUUGACACAGGAUAACGGAUGGAUGGGCUACGAUUUAUCAGUUUGUCCAGUAUCAAAAUUGCUCUCGUUGAAAAAUCCACAUGGCAUUAACCAGCAGUAAGUGCAAGUGAUUAUUCAGUUGUGUGUUGACUAAUCUGGGUUUGGUGGAUGUCGACCUGUGAGAAGUUACUCUGGCUGUGUGCAAGAUGAGACUUCAUGAACAUGAAAUAUAUCAGACUAAGUAGAUGAAUAUUAAUACAUUUGUGAAAAGGUAUAUUUUAAUGGCAUUCAUAUUGCAUUAAGUUCCAUUAUAUUUUAAAUUGUCACCUGUUGUCAUAACUGUAAAUGUCCUUCACAGAAAUAAAGAUAUUUCCAUAAUAGAUUGAUGCACAAAA
This is a messenger RNA of Amphiprion ocellaris (clown anemonefish), 5637 nucleotides long. RefSeq names its product PR domain containing 10 (gene prdm10). The record is from RefSeq and is a predicted model, not a curated record. The transcript is spliced from 22 exons. Gene Ontology annotation, molecular function: protein binding. The coding region runs from base 773 to 4279 and encodes 1168 amino acids. NCBI's taxonomy places the organism in Eukaryota, Metazoa, Chordata, Actinopteri, Pomacentridae. Gene Ontology annotation, cellular component: nucleus.